AUGAAGUCUAUUAAAAGAGUUUAUGAGGAAGAUUCAGACACUUCUUCACUUAGCAGUAACCUUCUGACUGAAACUGAAGACUCAUUAAGUGAGGUUGUUAUAUGUAAUGACAAUAAUAGCAGUAUUAUUAGGAAUAUUAGAAACAUUGGUAAUAGAAAUAGAAAUAUCAUUAAUAAAAAUACAAAUACAAACACAAAUUAUAAUAAUAAUGAUUAUAGAGGUUCAAUUAAUUCAAUUAGAAGAAGUACAAGGAUUAUCAGAAAUACUACAAUUAAUAACAGCAAUGUGACAAUUACCAGUAAUAAAAAUAUAAAAGUUACAAAAGCAAACAAAAAAAUCAAUAAUAUAAAAUCAAAAAAAUUAUCCAACAAACCUGCUGCUGAAAAACAAAAACAACUUUUAUCCAAAAAUAAUAAUAAUAAGCAACAACAGCAGCCAGAAACAAAACUAUGUGAAUCAUGUAAAAUAUUACAUUUGAAUGUGCAAAAAGUUGGUAGUCUUGAUUUAUGCUUGUAUUGUCGAUCAUUAUUUGAUGAUGAUAUUGAAUUUCGUUCCCGACGUGCUCAAUAUGGUUUUGAGUUGUAUAAACGUGUUAAAGUGUUUUAUAGUGAUGGUGGAUGGUACUCAGCUACUAUGAUGGAUGUUAAGGAUGGCCGAAUCCGUGUACACUUUGAUGGUUGGAGUGAUUAUUUUGAUGAAUGGAUACCUGCUGGCAGUCAACGAAUGAAGGAAAUGACUAUAGAAGAAAUAGUUGAAGCACAAAAAAAAUUGGAUGGGUUUUCAAGUACUUCUCCAACAUCAAUUGAAAGUGACAACACUAAUCAUAACCACAAAAAAUUAAAAACUGCAAUUGAUAAUUCUGAUAUUCAAAAUAAACAAACUGAACAAUUCAUCACUAAAGAUCCUUUAGAUGAUUCAUUUGACUUUAGUGAUUUUUAUUUUGCAAGAAACACACGUCGUAGUGCCCGUAAUGAUGUAAUAUUAACUGAUAGCAAUAUUCUUGCAAAGUUAAAGACACGUUUCAAAUUAGGUAAUAAAAUUGAAGUUCGUAAUAGAUUGAGGGAAUGGAUGCCUGCAACUAUAAUUGCAUCAAAAGGUUGUAGAAUCUUAAUUCAUUAUGAUGAUGUGCCUGCAUUUUAUGACGAGUGGAUAGAUAUCACAAGUGAUCGACUACGCAUAAGACAAAUAAUUAAGGAACCUGAUACCUAUGCUCAUCAAAAUUCUUCCAAAAGUGGAAAAUAUGAUAUUAAUGAUGAUAAUAGCCAGGUGUCUCAAUUGGAAUUUGUCAUAAAUGGUGAACGAAUUGGGAGUUUUGAAGGAAAUGAUUAUAAGAGUUUUGAACUUUGUGCAUGGUGCUAUGGACAUCAAUUUCCAAAUUAUCAUGAACAUCCUCGUUGUUCCUUUGCAGUACAGUCAAUCAUAGAUGAUGAUGCUAUUAAAAUGUCAUCAAAGGGAGAAGUAAUUUCAACAUUUGAUAAGGAUACUUGUGACACAACUUACACUGAAGAAAAUCUUGAAAUAUUAAAUAGCAACAUACCAAUUGAGAAUGAUAUGGGAUAUCUUUACCUUAAAGCUUGGAGCUCACGUAAGAUAUGUUGUUUCUGUAAUGAUGAUGAUCCUAAUCAGUUAGGCAACUUCAUUGGUCCUUAUCCAUUUAUUGCAAAUAUUUAUACACGACAUGGUGAAAGACAAAAAAGAUUUUGGUCACAUUAUGCUUGUGCAAAAUAUUCACCCGAAGUUUAUGUUACCAAAAAUAAUGAAUGGUAUAAUGUCACUAUAGCUUGGAAAAGAGGCAGAAGUAUGAAAUGUGCAAAAUGUAAAGAAAGAGGAGCAACAAUUGGAUGUUUUGAUCCAAAAUGUGCAAAAAGUUAUCAUCUUGCAUGUACUGAAAAACCCCUUUCACAUUUUGAAAUGGGCGUAAUUUUUUAUUGCCCCACACAUGAAUCACGUUAUGCUCAAACAGAAAGAUUUCCAGAAAGUCAUCAACAUUCAAAAGAUGAUUAUGAAGAAACAUGUGUAAAGAAAAUAAAGGAUGACCAAAUCACAAAACAAGCCAUGAUAGCUGUUGCUAAUCAAAAAGCUCGAAUGAAGAAAAAAACCAAGAGUUCACUUCCAAGUCGUGGUAAAGGAUCAAAAAUUCAAUGCUCAUAUUGUUGGGCAGAAGAAUCUCCUCGUUGGAGGAAAGGUUAUAAUGGAGUAUUAAUGUGUGAAGAAUGUUUUGAAUCAGUUCUUAUAAACAACAAUAAUGCAAGUGACAUGCAACAUUUGGAAACAAAUCAAUAUAUAACUAGUAGCGAGGAUUAUAUUUAUAGACCAUAUCUCACUAGAACUAUUUGUUCUGACAAAAAAUUUGAUGAUUUGGAAUCGCAUGCUUUGUACCUUGAUAGUUAUGAACCAGCUGAAAAUCAAUUGUUCUCAUUAACAUUUGAUAGUUCUUAUUUUGACAUUCCUGGUCGUGCACCAAGAUGGGCAACACAUAGUGGUACUGAUUAUCAUGGUACAUGGCUUCCACAAACGGUUCGAAGGCAAAUAUCCAAUGCCAUACUUCGUUAUACUAGAAAGAAUGAUAAGGUUUUAUCAAAUUUCCUUGGAAGAGGGACUGAUGCCAUUGAAUGUUUUCUGCUAUGCAGAAAACUUGUUGGUGUUGAUAUUAAUCCUGCUGCUGUUGCAUUGUCACAAUGCAAUUGUUCAUUUGCAAUUCCACCAAAUCAAGGGAUCACAGCUGAACAUCGACCAAUUAUUCUUCAAGCAGAUUCAAGGAGUUUAAAAGGUGCAAUAUUUGAGGAUGAAUCAUUUGAUCAUAUAUUAAGUCAUCCUCCAUAUAAGAAUUGUGUUGAAUAUUCAACACAUAUAGAUGGAGAUUUAUCAAGGUUUGCAAAUUGUAAAGAAUUUGCAAUGGAGAUGAGUAAAGUUAUUGAGGAAUCAUGGAGAUUAUUAAAGUUUGGAAAACGGAUUACACUUGGAAUUGGUGAUAACAGAGAACAUUGUUUUUAUGUCCCUGUCAGCUUUAAUUUAUUUAGACAAUAUAUAAAUCAAGGAUUUGAAAUAGAAGAAUUGGUUGCAAAACGUCAAAGAUAUUGUCAAGCAUUUGGACUAGGAACAUAUCUUUGUGUUCAAUAUGAUUUCUUAAUGUUUACACAUGAAUUCAUUGCAACAUUUAGAAAAACAGAUAAAGAAAAGAAUGACAAAAUGUUAUUAAUACCUGUAACAUAUGAAAGAAAUUUAAGAGAAAUCCCUACUUUGCCUAUUGCACGUAAAAGUGUUGUUAUGGGUACAACUUGGACAUUUAAACCAUCAGAUAAAUACACCUUUGUACAACUUUGCACUUCAAGGAUGGUUGAAAGAUUUGGCAGAGAUUGUGCAAAUUAUGAAGAAAUUAAUAUAAAAUUUAAUAAUAAGUUAGAGGGAAAUUAUAAUAAUGAUGUUUCUGAUGAUAAUUUGGAAUCAAUGAUUAAUGACCAAGAUAAAGAUGAUAAUGAAAUUCCUGAAUAUGAAAAAAUCAGACAAAAAAGAAUUCAAGAAAAUCAUAAAAUGCUUCUUGCUUUGGGAUUAAAAUGUGAUCUUGGUGAAGAAUCUGAUGAUAUAUCACAUUUAGGAAAACUUUUAAAUAGUACACCAAGACCAACACCAACACCAACAGCACUAAUAGUAAUACCACACAUACCAAAUACAUCAUUACACCCUAAAAAUAUCCCCAUCUAUCGUACUACAAUAAUGAAAUUAGCAAUUGAAGCAUACAAUACACUACCACCUUCAGGAUUUUUAGUGAUAGGUGCUCAGGAUAUCAGAACACCAGAUGAUGAUAAAUUAUGGCCUCUUAGUAUGUUGUUAAUGGAAGAUGUUCAUAAUGUUGUUAGUAUGGAUAAAUUACCAUUGAAAGAGCUAGUUGUUACUGUGCCAGAAGGUUUUGCUAAAGAUAAAAAAAAAAUUGCAUCUUUUGAUGAGUACAAAGAGGAAGAAUGCAUCCUUGGAGAUGAAAUUGAUAACAACAUUAACGGCGAUGAAAAUAAUAACAUUGAAAAUAAUGACAACAUUAAUAAAGGCAAAAAGAAAACAUCACAAUUGCCCAUUGUUCAUGCAUGUUAUCUUAUAUUUAUGAAACUUAAAUAA
Molecule: messenger RNA, 4110 nt
Organism: Entrophospora sp. SA101
Lineage: Eukaryota; Fungi; Glomeromycota; Glomeromycetes; Entrophosporales; Entrophosporaceae
Source: the annotation of a GenBank genome assembly